CAGGCAAGCAGUGGGGCAGAGCCCCAGGUAGCCGUCCUAUGCGAAGCGGGCGGCACCUACCACCCGCAGUACAUGUCAGCCGCCGGCCGAUGGACUCCCGACCUUACCACCAAGCCCCACAACUGCCUCAAGGACAAGAUGGAAAUCCUCGAUUAUUGCAAGAAGGUAUACCCGAGCCACGACAUCACCAACAUCGUUGAAGCCUCCCAUUACGUGAAGGUCAGCAACUGGUGCAAGCUGGGGACUGGCAACGCGGCCAAGUGCAAGGUCACGCGAUGGGUGAAGCCGUUCCGUUGUCUUGAAGGUCCAUUCCAAUCGGACGCGCUGCUGGUGCCUGAAAGCUGUCUCUUCGACCACAUCCACAACCAGUCGCGGUGCUGGCAGUUCGCGAGGUGGAACGCCACGGCUGGUCGCGCUUGCUCCCAACGAGGACUGAAGCUUAGGACUUUUGCGAUGCUCCUGCCUUGUGGAAUCAGCCUAUUCUCUGGUGUCGAGUUCGUCUGCUGCCCAAAACAUUUUAAGGAAAACGUAAAGAUGCACAAGCCCAUGGAUGUCGGAGUCCCCGUCAGCCCCGGUGGUGAGGAGAUGCUUGCGGCUUCAGCAGCAAUGGAUGAGCGUGAUGAUGACCUUUUGGAUGAUGAUGACGCUUUGGAUGACGAUGACGACGACGACACUCUGAACCUUAGCGACGACGACGAUGAUGACGAUGCUGAUGACGACAUGGAUGAAGAUGAAGACGCAGAUUUGUCUCGCGAUGAUGAUGCUGAGGACGACGAUUAUACUGACGGUGACGAUAACUCCUGGCCUCGUCCCGAAACCUCCUCCCAGCCGUCUACCACCACGACUACCACCACCACGACCACGACCACUACGGCUUCAUCCGCUACCUCUGACCCUUACUUCUCGCACUUCGACCCUCGUACCGAACAUCAGAGCUACAAGGACGCUCAGCAGAGGCUGGAAGAGACGCACCGCGAGAAGAUCACCAAGGUCAUGAAGGAAUGGUCGGAGCUAGAAGACCGGUACCAGCAAAUGAUGAACAAUGACCCCGCUGCCGCCCAGACCUUCCGCCAACGUAUGACUGCCAAGUUCCAGUCUAACAUUCAGACUCUGGAAGAAGAAGGUGUAGCUGAACGUCGCCGAUUGGCUGCUCUCCAUCAGCAACGAGUCCUGGCUCACCUCGCUCAGCGUCGCCGAACUGCUCUCGCUUGCUACACCCGCUCACUCCGAGACACUCCACCCAAUGCUCACCGCGUCCAGAAGUGCUUGCAACGCCUGGUCCGUGCUCUGGCUGCGGAGCGCAGUGGGGCGCUGGCCGCGUGGCGCCGCGCUGCUGCCAAUGGACGAGAGGCCGCCGCCGCCGAGCGAUCCAGUGCUGCCGACCGAUUGCAGGAUGCCGACCGAGCUCUACAGCGCGCCCUCUCCUCCCUCCGCCGCCGCCCUCACCUGUACGCUAGCAUUGGAACUGCUAUUGAAGAUUACGUUCAGUCGAUGCAAUCCAAGGACGACAUGGCGGUGUCCCUGAUGUCAAUGACUCCUGAAGCUGAGGAACUGUUGCUGGACCGUAUUGAAGCCGAAGUACAGCGGGAACAGGCCGCUCGUGAUCAGCUCAAUGCUAAACGUGAUCAGCGCACUCGACAGCGUCAGGAUAUCCAGAACGAACGGGCUAAGACCUCAAACGGUGUGAAGGAGAGUUUAGAAGCUGAUGACGAAGCGAGUGAAGCGAGUGAGAUCGAGGACACUUCAUCCAGCAGCACUCGAGGCCCAGUUCCCUCUGCUUCGGCGCCUCCAUCCCCAUCCCCAUCAGCGUCUGCCAGCGCAUCACCAGUCCCAUCCGCAGCGUCGGUGACACCACACGAUAUCACCACUCAUGCUUCCUUCUCACAGGAUACUACUACUACUGAGAUCAUCACGAGCACGGUGACUGACGUACCAGAGAGCGAGACUGCCGAGACCGGUGAGAUCAGCGAGACUUCCAGCCGACGGUCCACCAGCGAGACGGAAGGCGAAGGCCUGCGCGCCGCCCUGGAGCACGCGGAGGAGCGCGCGCCCCCCCCGCCCGCGCACGCGCUCAAACACGAACUGCAGCACUCGCAGCCUGGCUACACCGUCCGUGGCGCGGGUAUGUCUGGCGGCGGCGGGUCUGCGAGCGCGCUGUACCCGGCGCUGUGCGUGGGCGGCGCGGCGCUGGCGGCCGCCGCCUGCGUCGCGCUCGCCGUCGCGCGCCGCCGCGACCGCGCGCCGCCCGCGCAGGGAUUCGUGCAGGUGGAGCAGACCGGAGCCGUCGCCCCGACCCCCGAAGAGCGACACGUAGCCAACAUGCAGAUCAAUGGCUACGAGAACCCGACCUACAAGUACUUCGAGGUCAAAGAGUAG
Molecule: messenger RNA, 2376 nt
Organism: Spodoptera littoralis (African cotton leafworm)
Lineage: Eukaryota; Metazoa; Arthropoda; Insecta; Lepidoptera; Noctuidae
Source: the annotation of a GenBank genome assembly